Messenger RNA from Eptesicus fuscus (big brown bat), 1246 nucleotides. RefSeq names its product calaxin-like. The coding region runs from base 441 to 1199 and encodes 252 amino acids. The record is from RefSeq and is a predicted model, not a curated record. Gene Ontology annotation, molecular function: calcium ion binding. The transcript is spliced from 6 exons. NCBI's taxonomy places the organism in Eukaryota, Metazoa, Chordata, Mammalia, Chiroptera, Vespertilionidae.
UCAGAUGUAAGUUGAGGGGUAAAAGUGGGGUGUAAUGUUUCUUUACGAGCUCCUAGAGUAAAGCCUCUGUUUGGAUAUCAUGAGAAGAUACUGGGUUUGAGUUUGCAAAUGAGGUUAUAAUCUUUGAAGGAGCUUUUUAUAGCCUGGGAAUUUAUUUCAACUUAAAGUUUAAUGUCUUUGUAAUCUUUUUUAGUUUAAUUGUUCAAAUAGGAGGGAAACAUUUUCAGCUGUAGAAUUUGUGCUGGAAAAUAUAAAUGGCAGUAAUAUCAAGUACCACUGUCAGUGGUGUUUAGACCCAAAGAAAAUAUAGAUGUUAGAAUUGCUAUGAUAUUUCAGAUCACAAUAACAUUAAUGAAAGCAUGGAAUGAGUACUGAGAGGUAACAACCAUUGUUGCAUAUUUUUCCAAUGACUUGAGAACCUUCCGUAUUUGGUUGCUGGAAUGUUGCCAUCAUCACAUUCUGUGUUGGGUAUGACAUUGUCAACUGGAACCAAUAGCAGCCCAGGACGCCCAGGCGUGGAGCUACGCUAUCUGAGAAGUCUGCUCUGUGUUGAAGCCACAUUCAAUAUGGACCCGAAGGCUCUGGGGAAACUGGUGGAAUCCAUCAGUAAAACCGUCAAGAGCUUCAAGAAAAGUGAAGUCGAGAGCCUCAUAAUACUUUUUCACAGCUUGGUGGAAAAACCUGAUGUGAGGCUUGAUAACGCUAGACUAGAUCGGAGCACAUUUCGAAUGGUCCUGCAUGGCUUGUUUGGAAUGACUGAUGAUAAGCUAAUGAAUAGGGUAUUUUUUGCAUUUGACAAAGACAGUGAUAACUGCAUAAGUGUAAGUGAGUGGGUUAAAGGAUUAUCAGUGUUUCUUCGAGGGACUUUUGAAGAAAAGCUGAAGUUCUGUUUUGAAGUUUAUUAUUUGAAUGGUGAUGAUGGUUACAUUUCUCGAGAGGAAAUAUUUGACAUGUUGAAGAACAGUCUACACCAGCAGUUAUCUGAGGAAGAGACUGAUGAAGGAAUAAAAGAAUUGGUAGAGAUAACGCUGAAGAAAAUGGAUUAUGACAACGAUGGCAAGAUAUCUUUCGCCGACUUUGAAAAAGCAGUGAAAGAAGAGAGACUUUUGUUGGAAGUGUUUGGACAAUGUUUACCAGAAGCAAAGAAUUGUCUUGAUUUUGAAACCCUGGCAUUCAAACACAUCCUGAAUUCUGUCUAGUUUUUGAAUGUGAGUCACUCAAUACUUGCAUUAAAAUAAAAAACAGA